This is a messenger RNA of Anopheles aquasalis, 884 nucleotides long. RefSeq lists its product as uncharacterized. NCBI's taxonomy places the organism in Eukaryota, Metazoa, Arthropoda, Insecta, Diptera, Culicidae. The record is from RefSeq and is a predicted model, not a curated record.
UGCUAUGGAUGUGAUCAGCAGUGAUCAGUUGUUGUGAGAAUAAGAUGCAUUCCGAUGCAACUGGCAAUCGUUGGAGUGUUUUAAAUGGAAAAUACGCAUAAAGUUAAUUUGAUGAAGUGCUGAAGAUGAAAGAUGUGUAGACGUUGUGAAAAUAUUUGUCGCUAGUUACGAAUAUGAAUGUCAAUAACGGAGCGGGAAAAUCGACUACGGCCUCCGUGUACCGAUUGAUACAGAGUCCCGCUCCGAUAUGCAUGUUCUACUUUGCGCACCCCUUUGGUAUCGCUUCUCCAGCGAGUGGUGCCAAACUGGCCCAAAUACGGGACCGGGCCACCAAGAGCAAGGACACUCCACCGGUAAAGGUAGAACCGGAGCGUACCGGUCGUAAGGCGUCAACCAAAAAGGAAAAUCAACGACGCAGCAAAGAACAAUCGACCAAAGCGCAUCGGAAGCAGAAUGGUCACGACAACGGUGGCAAGCAACCGACCAAUGGUACGGAGCCACAGUCCAAACAGCAGCACGAUCAAUCGAGAACGACGAGGCAUGGCCGGAAACACCGAAAGCAUCGACGGAUUAGCAAUUUCGAGAAAUUUUUGCUCGAAAUACAACAACAGAACCAGCACACGUGUGGUGCCGGAUCGACGAUACGCCGGAUCGACCAGGAGGAUCGCAUCACCCCGCUCGUACCGUGGCCGAGCAUCAUCUGGAACCGAGAUUUUCUCAUUCCACCACUGCUGCAAGCCCUCGCCCAACAACGUGGUUGCCAGAUACCGGAUAUCGAACAGAUUUUGCGAACUGUUCGUUCAGCCUGGAACACACCGAACACGCAGCGUUCACACCUGCAAAGCCUCAAGGGAACACAUCCGUUACUGCGAGAGGGUUCCUAG